CCCGGGACCUGCGCGUCUUAGCAGGCGGUCUUGGCCGGCAGCCCGCGUGGGCGCUGCGAUCGCGACGUUGCAGGGUGGCGAGGUUCUGGUCUGGCGCAGCCUGCGUAGCUUUGGUGGCGACAGGGGGCGGGGCCGGCGAGGCCCCAGUGACCCGGGUGCCUCCCGCCGGGCCGAGGGACCCAGCCUGCGGCUCCGGAGCCGGGCCGGGCCGCCGCGUGACCGCCGUGGUCACGCCGUACUAAAUCACUACUCGCUCGUGCACCGGGCUGGCGGCGCUCGCCCUCCCCCGAGCCAGGCGGCCCAGGGGAUUUUUGUGGUGGCUUGUUCUGAAAUGCCAAAGCCACCCGAUUACUCAGAACUGAGUGACUCUUUAACGCUAGCCGUGGGAACAGGAAGAUUUUCGGGACCGCUGCACAGAGCAUGGAGAAUGAUGAACUUCCGUCAGCGGAUGGGAUGGAUUGGAGUGGGACUCUAUCUGUUAGCAAGUGCAGCAGCAUUUUACUAUGUUUUUGAAAUCAAUGAGACUUACAACAGACUGGCUUUGGAACACAUUCAACAGCACCCGGAGGAGCCCCGGGAAGGAACUACAUGGACACACUCCUUGAAAGCUCGGUUACUUUCUCUGCCUUUUUGGUUGUGGACAGUUAUUUUCCUCAUACCUUACUUACAGAUGUUUUUGUUUCUUUAUUCUUGUACAAGAGCUGACCCCAAAACUGUGGGCUACUGUAUCAUCCCCAUAUGCUUGGCAGUUAUUUGCAAUCGCCACCAGGCAUUUGUCAAGGCUUCUAAUCAGAUCAGCAGACUCCACCUGAUUGACACAUGAACUCUGUGUCCAUUUUUCCUUAUGAUUACAAAACUGCCAGUGCUUUAUGGAGUCUGAUCACAAGACUAUAGUUUCUCCACAGAUCUCAGGAAGUUGUGGUAGGGUAGAGGCUUUUUAAAUGUGACAUGGGAACUAUAUCUGAAUAAUGACUUUUUAGGUAAAGCCUGACAACAUACAAAAUCAUGUCGGUGACUUCAGAUUUUGGAAGUAAAAUUGUGUCUUUGUUAUUUGCAGUCCUUAGAAACUUGAAUAAGUAUCUGAACUCAUGUUUCUAUUCUACUGUGCAACAUAGUGGUGAUUAAGAAAUUUUUCCUUUGGGGGAAAAAUGAAUAUGAACAUUCCCAUUGUGUUGUGUUAAAAGGUCCAACCAUGGUCAUAAAAUUUAUACAAUUA
Perognathus longimembris pacificus (Pacific pocket mouse) is the source of this 1216-nucleotide messenger RNA. It is a transcript of the gene Lyset, whose product is annotated as transmembrane protein 251. NCBI's taxonomy places the organism in Eukaryota, Metazoa, Chordata, Mammalia, Rodentia, Heteromyidae. The coding region runs from base 332 to 823 and encodes 163 amino acids. The record is from RefSeq and is a predicted model, not a curated record. The transcript has 2 exons.